Messenger RNA from Corticium candelabrum, 896 nucleotides. RefSeq names its product UBX domain-containing protein 6-like. The coding region runs from base 31 to 660 and encodes 209 amino acids. The transcript has 9 exons. NCBI's taxonomy places the organism in Eukaryota, Metazoa, Porifera, Homoscleromorpha, Homosclerophorida, Plakinidae. The record is from RefSeq and is a predicted model, not a curated record. Gene Ontology annotation, cellular component: cytoplasm.
CGCGCAUGAGGGCCUAGGUACGAGGCUACAAUGGCGAGUUCGGCUGAUACUGCGCCGGUGUUGAAGCGUGGCCUGUCGUGGGAUGGCUCGUCUGUGCAGCAGCUCGAGACUCUGGCGAAUGGUGUGCUCGAAACGACGGACCCGGCGACAGGACGUGCCGCUUUAGAGACCCUCUUUAAGAUGGCGAGCAACAUCCAAGAGCAUCCUAACGAGGAAAAGUACCACCAAGUGCGUCUGGCCAACAAAACAUUCAAUACAAAAGUUUGGUCUCAUCCAGCAGCUCAAGAGUUCCUCUUUACCUGCGGAUGGACAGUGGUCGAUGACCUCCUUGUUCUGCCUGCUGACUCCAACCUAGAGGAAGCAAGACGUGUCCUAGAGAAAGUCAUAUGUAUAACUGAACCCGUUUCACCGAGAAGAAAGUCACCAGCAAAACGGGCACCCGAAAAAGACAAGCAGCUCGACAAAGAGAGAAAGGCACGCGAAGAGCAAAUGCAGAAACAGAAAGAAGAAAAACGUCGCUUAGCAGAAAAAAUAAAAGCCGAUAGAAAAGAGACGUCUCAACGUCAGAGUAAAGACUCGAAAGCUGUAACUCGACCGUUUGGGAGUGACGUGAAACGGUUUCAAGAUAUAGGAGUUGAUGUCAAUAGUCAGGGAGGAUGACGCUAACUGUUUCCCUCGACUCUGUGGUGUUGAUGCGGAACGGCCGAGGUCUACACCUCUCUCAUGAUGGCUUAACUACAAAUGACACAGAUGUCACGAGUUGAACCUGAUAAGUUGUUCUAUCCAGCACCCGUUCUAACUUGUGUAGAUUGCUUGACGUAAUGCAGUUCAUUUGUAGUCGACCUUAUUUGUAAUGUUGUGUAAUACUAGCCUACGAUGCUACUCAAACUGAGAGA